Labrus bergylta (ballan wrasse) is the source of this 10340-nucleotide messenger RNA. Its product is annotated as collagen alpha-3(VI) chain. The record is from RefSeq and is a predicted model, not a curated record. Lineage: Eukaryota; Metazoa; Chordata; Actinopteri; Labriformes; Labridae. Gene Ontology annotation, molecular function: protein binding; serine-type endopeptidase inhibitor activity.
AUGAGGAGGCCACGGUUGUUACCGUUAUGUGCCCUCCUGGGUGUCCUCUUUGUAGGACUCCUCCCCAACCUCCAGGCUCAGGAAGACUGUGCCCAAGGGUUGGCAGCUGAUAUAUACUUUCUAGUGGAUUCAUCCUGGAGUAUUGGAGAGGAGAACUUUGAGCAUGUCCGACAUUUUCUUUACAAUUUGACAAAAGCACUACACCAAGCUGGAGGGGACAGGUUUAAAUUCGCCCUUGUGCAGUACAGUAACAGGCCUGAAACCGAGUUCCAGCUGAACAGCUACCCCACAGCACAGGGAGUCCUGGCACACAUCAAGACUAUGUCGUACCGUGGUGGGGGAACACGGACCGGCCUGGGCUUGGAUUUCCUUAUCCGUACACACUUGACCACUGCCUCGGGCAGCCGCGCUGUUGACGGAGUGGCCCAGGUGGUGGUGGUUUUGACAGACGGUCGCUCCCAGGAUGACGUGGCUGAGCCAGCUCAGGUGCUGCGGCUGGCAGGCGUGGAGAUGUUUGCAGUCGGAGUUCAGGAUGCAGUGGACUUUGAGCUCAGGGAGAUGGCUAGCCAACCCCAUGAAACUCAUGUUCUCAAUGUAGACACUUUCCUGAGGUUGCGUGAUAUAAUCCAAGAUUUAGUAGUGGGGCUUUGUGGUGCAGUGACCCGGUCAGGGGGGGCUCCUGUGGCAAAUGAGGCCCCUGUGGCUGGAGGAGGGACAGCACAAGAUUCAGCUGACCUAGUUCUCUUAAUUGACGGAUCAGAGAACGUUGGAGCAGCAAACUUCCCCUUUGUGCGGGAUUUUGUUGUGCAAAUCAUUGAGGGCCUUGAUGUGGGCAGGGACACUGUUCGGGUAGCCUUGGCCUUGUACAACACCGACCCAGUGAUAAAGUUCUAUCUAAAUAGCUAUGAGAGAAAAUCAUCACUCCUGGACGCUGUGAAGGGCCUCACCUACUCAGGAGGUGAUGAGUCUAACCUGGGGGCUGCCUUGGAAGAAGUGGCUGCAAGCCUUUUGAGCUCAACAGCAGGGGGCAGGGCAGAGGAUGGUGUGCCGCAGAUACUGUUGAUUAUCAGUGCUGGGCCGGCCACUGAUGAUACUGGUGCAGGUGACCGGGCCCUUAAGAGGGCGGGCGUUUUCACACUCAGCUUGGCGAUUGGUGACUCUGCCACUGAAGAUUUGGAGGCUGUUUCAACAGAUAAAAGUUUUGUCUUAUCGGCCCCUGAUUUCAGAGAAAUGUCAAGUGUGGGUGACCUGCUGAACACUUACAUUAACGGGGUGGUCCAGCGCACCAUUGUAGUUCACACUGAGUUCACAGAAGUAUUGGCUGUUGAAAAAAGAGACAUAAUUUUCCUCAUCGACAGUACAAUGGGUUCAACAGUCAUCAGCGCUGUGCGUGAGUUCAUCAGACGGUUUGUCGAGGCCAUGCCAAUUGGUCCCGAUGAAGUUCAAGUGGGUGUGGCGCAAUUCGGCAAUGUCCCUCGACUGGAGAUGGAUCUCAACACCCAUAGCACCAAGGAGUCAUUAAUUGGGGCUUUGGGAAACAUCAAACCUAGACCUGGACAGACUGUUAAGAUGGGAGCAGCAUUGGACUUUGUUCGGACGAACAUGCUGCGAGCUGACAAGGGCAGUCGUAUACAACAGGGUGUGCCACAGGUUUUACUGUUGAUGACCAGUAAAAAGUCCAGUGACAGUGUCGAUGAACCAGCUAAUAACCUUAAGAGAAUGGGCGUACUGACACUAGCUGCAGGCUCCAGGGCAGCUGAUGAGCAGGAGCUGAAUAAGAUUGCCUUUUCUGACAGCAUUGUGUUUAUGCUGAGAGACUUCCGUGCACUGCAGCGCAGCCCAGGAGCAAUUGUUGAUGCCCUCACAACCCUAGCUGGAGUGGUGGUGACUGAAGUACCCACUGAGCCAGUGGUGGAGAUAACAACUGUGCAAACUCAAAAAGUGGUCCGGGACAUCGUCUUCCUUGUGGAUGGCUCAAACUACAUUGGUAGUAACUUUCCUUAUGUGAGAGACUUCAUCAUCAACGUGGUCAACCAGCUGGAUGUACGUCCAGACAGGGUCCAGAUUGGUCUCCUGCAGUUUGCCGAAAGUCCAAGAAUUGAAUUUUAUCUGAACAGCUACAGCAACAGACAAGAAGUUGUGGAUAAAUUAUCCCAACUCAGGCUCACUGGAGGCUCAGUUUUAAAUACAGGAGCUGCCUUAGAUUAUGCCCUUACCAACAUGUUCCAGCCAUCAACCGGGUCACGCAGGAGGCAGAGAGUUCAGCAGGUGUUAGUUCUGAUCACAGCUGGUCCCGCCCAGGAUGAAGUCAAAUCUGUAGCUGAUAAGUUGGCAUUGGCUGGGGUUUUGACCUUCACAGUCAGCUCUGGUCAAGCAGAUGCUGAUCUACUGAGAACAGUUGCCUUCGUUCCAGAUUUGGCCUACCAUGAUCGGACAUUCUCAAAUUUACCAGCUAUGGCUGAACAAAUCAUGCCAAAGUUAAUAACAGUGGUUGGAGAUACAGAUGUGACAACAUCAACAUUCCCUGGGGGAGAUGAUAUUGUCACUGGCACUGAAAGGGAUGUUGCCUUCCUCAUUGAUGGCACAGAUAAUGUUCGAGCAGAUUUUGCCUACAUCAAGGAUUUUAUUAUUAAAGUAAUUGAACCACUUGAUAUUGGGUUGGACAAGGUGCGAGUCUCAGUGGUUCAACACAGUGAGAGAGCAACUCCAAGCUUCUACCUCAACAGUUACAAGACCAAAGAUGAAGUGAUAAGAGCUGUAAACGGAAUGCAACCGGCUGGUGGGCGCAGUCUAAACACAGGAUCUGCUCUAAAAUUCAUGAAAGAUACUAUCUUGUCUGAAAAUUAUGGCAGCCGGGCUUCCCAGAGUGUUCCUCAGUUCCUGAUCAUUUUGGCUGGAGGCAGGUCCAGGGAUAAUGUGAAGGAUCCUGCUGGUGAAUUGAAGACAGGGGGAGUCAUACCGUUUGGUGUUGGAGUCAAGGAUGCAGACCCAAGGCAGAUUCAGGACAUUUCACACAACCCUUCCUUUGCCUUCAAUGUGAAGGAAUUCAGUGAACUCAGCACCGUACCACAAAGACUGAACAGCUAUGUGAGCCUUCCAAAGGAACAGCUAACUGAAGUCUUACGAGUCGCUGAGACCAUGGGCCCCCGGAAAGAUGUUGUUUUCCUCGUCGAUGGAUCUGAUGGUGUUGGACGGGAAUUUCCUAUCAUCCAGGAGUUUAUCCGCAGAGUUGUUGAGAGUCUCAACGUUGGUGAGGACAAGAUCCGGAUAGGUGUGGUCCAGUAUGGUGACUAUGCUCAGGCUGACAUGUAUCUGAACACACAUACAACCAAAGAAGGUGUUUUGAACGCCGUCAGGGGACUGAGACAGCGAGGAGGAAGACAACGUAACCUGGGACAGGCCUUGCAGUUUGUAAGCCAGGAUGUCCUUACAGCAGCACGUGGUAGCAGGAAGGGAGAGAAUGUGCAACAGUUUCUUAUUGUCGUCUCCAGUGGGUCUUCCACAGAUGACAUCAGACAGGCUGCAACUUCCCUCAAACAAUCAAGAGUUCUCCCCUUCAGCAUUGGGACCAGAGAUGUUAACCCUGCAGAGAUCCAGAUGGUGUCAUAUGUGCCAAACUUUGCCUACCCUGUAGAUGACCUCCCUGGCUUGUACACGGUCCAAGAAAACUUGAUAAACACUCUCACUGAGUUGUCAGAUGAUGACAUUGCUGGUUUGCGUCCAGUAUUAACCUAUGACGUAAUCACUUCGACACCCAGAGAAGGAGAAAAGAGGGAUGUUGUAUUUCUGAUUGAUGGCACGACUGCUGUGCGUAGUGAGUUCCCUGCCAUCCGGGAAAUGAUUUCAAGAGUUGUGGAAAAGCUGGAUGUAGGAUUGGAUAGGGUUCGAAUUUCAGUGGUACAGCACAGUGAUGAUCCAAAAUUAGAAUUUCUUCUGAAUGAAUUCUCCACCAAAGACGAGGUCCGCCAGGCUGUGACGAAACUCCGUAGCAGAGGUGGAAACAGUCUAAAUACAGGCCGUGCUCUUGAAUAUGUCGGCAAAACUAUCUUCCAGAGGUCAGCAGGAAGUCGUAUUGAGGAUGGUGUGCCUCAGUUCCUCAUUCUAGUAACAGGUGGCAAGUCAUCAGAUGAUGUAUCCAUUGCAGCAGACCAACUGAAGAAAAGCCAGGUUGCACCUGUCGCCAUUGGAUCAAGAAAUGCGGACGCCAAUGAACUGAAACAGAUUUCCCUGAAGCCUGAGCUUGUAUAUAGAGUUGACAAUUUCAGGCAGCUUCCAGGAGUUGAAACACAGCUGAUUGAUUCAGUCAAAACAAUAACAACAGCUGAUAUAAUCAGUAGCUAUGUUCCUCCCACAGUGAUCAUAGAAACCCUAGAUCUUGGGAAAAAGGAUAUUAUCUUCCUCAUUGAUGGCUCAGAAACUACAGGCCCUGCUGGCAUUGCUCAUAUCCGUGACUUCAUCCUCAACAUUGUUCAACAACUUGACGUGCAACCUGAUCGAGUGCGUGUGGCUGUUGUCCAGUAUGGAGACAGAGCUAAAACUGAGUUCUCUCUUAACUCAUACAACAGCAAACAAGCUGUUACCUCUGCUAUCAAAAUGCUUCGUCAGAUGGGUGGCCGGUCAUCAAAUUUGGCUGACGCUAUUGAGUACGUCAUUCAGAAUGAGUUAAAGCCCUCAGCAGGCGUCCGUCUGUCUGACGCCUCCCAGCAUCUCGUGGUUCUCACAGGUGGACGUUCUCCCCAAGAUGUUUCCAUCUAUGGACCUCUGCUAAAGGGGUCCCGGGUCAAUUGCAUUGGUGUUGGUACUGGUGGUGCUAACACUAAGCAGCUUACGCAAAUUGCAACAACCCCAGAGGAUGUCCUUCAGGUCGCAUCAUUCCCAGGUCUGCCAGGAAUCAAUAGCAAGUUAAUUGCCAGGUUGAGUGGAAGUCUCCCUAAGGAAAUAACCCCUGAUUAUGAGGAUCCUACAUUAGGCUUGCCUCCUCCCAAAAAGGCAGAUAUUGUGUUUUUAGUGGAUGGCUCCAUCAACUUGGGCAGAGCCAACUUCGAUGAAGUGAUGAAUUUUAUCAACAACCUGGUCGAUCUGUUCUUCACUGAAAGAGACAACCUGCAAAUUGGUCUGGCACAUUAUGCUGCAGAUGUGACAGACACCUUCUACCUCAACACUUACAAAAACAGGCAAGACAUUAUGGACGCCAUUCUCCGAACAGAGUACAAAGGUGGACAAAGACUCAACACUGGUGCAGCUAUUCGCCAUGUUCAAGAUGUGUACUUCACCAAAGAAAAAGGCAGUAGGAUGGAUGAGGGUGCUCCUCAGAUCCUGAUGGUUAUCAAUGGAGGGCGCAUGGCUGAUGACGGCAAAACAGCAGCCCUUGGUCUGAAGAAAAAGGGUGUGAGGAUUUUUGCGGUGGGAGUGGGAGACACUGCAAAUGAAUUAGAAGACCUUGCAAGCGAGUCCUCCACUGUCGCUCGAUCCAGCACCUUCCAGGAACUGUCCGAACUCAACGAGCAAAUCCUGGAGACUCUGGAUGAUGAAGUGAAGGGGAAGCUGUGUGUUGGUUUAGAUGAAGCUCCUAAAGCCUGCAACAUUGAGGUGUUGGUGGGCUUUGAUGUUUCUGCCCAGAAUGUCUUCAGUGCUCAGACCAACCUCCAGAGCAAGAUGGGUGGUAUCCUGCAGAGAAUCUCCAAAAUGGCAGGAAUAAGUUGCUCAUCAGGGCAGAUUCCCUCUGUGCAAGUUGGCAUGUUGGCCAUGGACUCCACCUCUAAACUCACCCAGCUGGACUUCACAGACAAUGCUGAUCAGCUCUUUGAGGGCUUCAGAGCCCUGCGAAGUAGUGGUCCAUUUGUCCUUGACGGCAGGACAAUCACAGCUUACACCAACAGAUUCAAAGCCAGACAGGAUAAUGUUGUCAAGGUUGUCAUUCAUCUGACUGAUGGUCUUGAUGCCCCAUAUGCAGAAAUUAAAAGUCGAGUGGAGGAGCUUCGUCAAUCAGGAGUGAACAGUUUCAUCCUAGUUGGGCUGGAGCGGGUGCCCAAAUUUGAGGAGGCUGUGUCGUUAGAAUUUGGUCGUGGAUUCAGGUACACCAGACCUCUACGGGUCAAUAUCAUGGACUUGGACUAUGAGCUAAUGGAAGAACUGGACAACAUUGCAGAGAGGGACUGCUGUGGCGUGCCAUGCAAAUGUACCGGCACCAGAGGAGACAGAGGAGCAGUUGGACUCCCAGGAUCUAAGGGUGGUCCAGGAUCUGCAGGAAGCCAAGGACAUCCAGGAGAUGAGGGUGGACCUGGAGAGAGAGGUCCUCCUGGUGUGAAUGGAACUCAAGGUUUCCAGGGAUGUCCUGGACAGAGAGGUCUCAAGGGGUCUCGUGGCUAUUCAGGAGAAAAGGGUGAAUUUGGAGAAAUUGGGCUCGAUGGAAUCAAUGGAGAAGAGGGAAAAAGUGGAGUGGCUGGAUCCUCAGGAGACAGAGGAAAUCCCGGAAGAAGAGGUCCCAAAGGUAUCAAAGGGCACGGAGGAGAUAGAGGAGAAGUGGGAAUCAGAGGAGACCCUGGUACAAGUGGACUAGAUAACAACCGUCCAGGACCUAAAGGAGACCCCGGUGAUGCAGGACCUGCGGGAGAGCCUGGUGAGGAUGGAAAGAGGGGCGGCCCCGGUGAACUUGGAAGAAGGGGAUCUGAUGGCAGAAGAGGCUCACCUGGACUGGCUGGAACUCCUGGCAAGCCCGGUGGUGAUGGCGUUCAGGGAGAGCCUGGAAUUGCUGGAUCUAGAGGCCCACCAGGACCAAAUGGUGCACCAGGACCCAGAGGAGAAGAUGGAAACCCUGGACCAAGGGGUCCCGGAGGUACCCCAGGUCCCGCUGGAGAAAAAGGAAGACGUGGAGCUCUUGGCCGCAAGGGGGAACCAGGAGAACCAGGACCUAAGGGUGUUAUUGGACCUCUUGGUCCCCGUGGAGAGCCUGGUGAGGAUGGUAGAGAUGGCAUGGGUGUUUCAGGGCCUAAAGGAAGAAAGGGUGAUGAGGGCUUCCCAGGAUUCCCAGGACUGAAGGGAGCAGCUGGUGACAUUGGUACCACUGGCGGACCUGGACCCAGAGGAAACCGUGGACAGAGGGGUGUUUCUGGAAAUAUUGGUACACCUGGACAGAAGGGAGAAGUUGGAUAUUCUGGACCUUACGGUCAGAAGGGACCAAGAGGACCCGGUGUUGUGCAAUGUGACCUGGUCAAGAAAAUCCGGGACAACUGUCCUUGCUGUUUCGGUAAGCAGGAAUGCCCGCUCUACCCCACUGAGCUGGCUUUUGCCCUGGAUGUCUCUGAGACAAGUAGCCGCCAAUACUUUAACACCAUGCGUGACACAGUCCUGAGUCUGGUCAAAGACAUCACCAUCGCUGAGAGCAACUGUCCCAGAGGAGCUCGUGUUGCUUUGACCUUGUACAACAACGAGGUGACCACGGAGGUUCGGUUUGCUGAUGCCAUGAAGAAACGGGCCCUGGUGCGUCACAUCGAAGGACUGCAGACCCUGCAGACCAAGAAGCAACGCAACUUGGAAAUGGCCAUGAGCUUUGUGGCCCAGAACACCUUCAAGAGAGUGCGCAGUGGUUUCCUUAUGAGGAAGGUUGCCGUCUUCUUUGUUGGUGGCACAGCGGGACAGGCACAGGCAGUUACUAAUGCAGCGAUUCGCCUCCAUGACGCUGGAAUCGCAACGCUGUUCUUGGUCAGCCGGGAUGACAGAGCACUCAGCAGAGCGCUGCAGGUAAACAACACAGCACUGGCCCAGGUUAUUGUCCUUCCUGCCCCUGGAAGUGCACAAUACAAAACAGUCCUCCAAAAGAUUAUGAACUGCCAUAUCUGCUUCGACCUCUGCUCUCCAGACCAAAUCUGUGACUAUGUUCCCCCACUGAGCACUCGAGAUAGGAGGUCUUCCACAUCAGAUGUUGACAUCGAUAUGGCCUUCAUCUUGGACAGCUCAGAGUCUACCUACCCUACAGUCUUCACAGAGAUCAAGCGUUACAUCGCUCACAUGGUAGAGCAGCUACAAGUGGCCUCAAAUCCGACUUCAUCUGCUCACCACGCCAGAGUGUCUGUGAUCCAGCAAGCACCGUACGAGUUUAUCCGCAACAAAACUGGCUUGCCCAUCCAUGUGGAUAUCGGUUUGACCGAGCACAGCUCAUCUCAGGAUAUCAUCAACGCUCUGCUGGAGAAGACACCUCAGCUAGAGGGUGGCAGGGCUUUGGCGGCGGCUAUCGAAUCCACUUUGGAGCAGGUGUUUGAGAAGGCUCCUCUCCAACGCGCCAAGAGAGUACUGAUACUCUUUGUGACAGGCAGCGUGGCAGAGGAAGAGGAGCGACUGGUGCGUAUCUCGACUGAGGCCAAGUGCAGAGGCUACUUCCUGGUCAUCCUGGGUGUGGGUGAGAAUAUAGGUGCCAGAGAUGCUCGUGUCUUGUCUCGCAUGGUCAGUGAGCCUUCAGAUGUCUUCUUCAAGCGGCUGGACAGCAUCUCCUACUUUUACGACAAACACAUUCAGAACUUUGGCCAGCUGCUUCCAAAGUAUAUCAGCAUUGAAAAUGCUUUCUACCUGUCCCCUGAAGUCUCCAAAAACUGCACCUGGUUCCAGAAUGACCAGCCACUGAAAAACCCCUUCACAGCAUCAAACCAAGAGGAGAAACAUCAGAAACAUCAUGACAAACACCAAGCAGUCCAUCAAAGAAAGCACCAUGAUCUCGACGAGCUUCACGUCUUCAACGUGACCUCCAACAGCUUGAAAUUGCGAUGGAGCAGCCCGGACCCGAAGCUUUUCGUCUACUUUGAGGUAGCCGUGACACGGUUGCAGGACCAUGCCUUGGCACUGAAGACCAACGUCUCAGGCACAGAGCUCUCUGUGGACAACUUAGAGAGCGCACAAACUUACCAUGCUGUGGUCACUGCAUACACAGCAGAGGGUCAAAGUGUCUCCACUCGUAAAGGCAUCGUCACCACUAAAUCAGCACCUAAGACGGAGCAAAGGCCAGCCAGCCCCGGAACCAGCACUGUAAAUACAGCACCAUUAGAGAAACCAGAAACUGUUAAUGAACUUGCAGACCCAUGCUCUCUUGACUUUGACGCUGGAAAUCCGUGCAAAGACUAUCAGGCUAAGUGGUUCUUUCACAGAAAGAGCGGGAUCUGUACACAGUUCUGGUAUGGAGGUUGCGGAGGCAAUGAGAAUAGGUUCGACACUGAGGCCCUCUGCUUGAAAAACUGCAUGAGGUCAUCAGUGCCAGAGCCUCAGCCAAAUGUGCAGCAGGUUGAACAGGUGGAGAUCCUCCCAGAUCCCGCUUCCCUCACAGCAGUGUCUUCAGCAGUGGACAUCUGCAAGCUGCCCAAAGAGGAGGGAACUUGUGCCAAAUUUGUCCUCAAGUGGCACUUCGAUGCUCCCAGCAAGAGCUGCACACGCUUCUGGUACGGAGGCUGCGGAGGAAACCAGAAUCGCUUCGAAACACAUGAACAGUGUGUGAAGGCUUGUGGAAAACCAGCACCCAUGAAGCAAGGAGUUCAUGCUGCAAUAAGAACAUAAGACCAAAGUGACACCAUGGCCAGCUUUCACCUCUGUUCAGGGGAUUCUGAGGAGAAACAUCCAAAGAGGCCAUAAUUUAAGGAUGCAAUACCAAAGCAAUGGUGGCUGCACUGGAUUCCACUAAAAUGAACUUUAUCCCCAGAAUUCUUGAAGUAGUAUUUUUUCACAACAAGAAGGAAAGCAACAAGAUUUGCUGCAUGAUUUGUUUUAACCUUCUGGUGCUACAUAGUAUGUUUGUUUUACAGAUGAGUUGUACAUGAAGUCCAUUCAGUUUUUUUUUAAAAGUUGAGUUUCCUGGAAAAAAGCCAUGACAGAAGUUUUCAUAUUUUUAAAAAACAAAUGCAGUUUUAAGAAUGAAACAAGAAUCAUAUAUGAAUAUCUUGAAAAGGCGUUAGCAAUACAUUGUUACACACAGGACUGCUAUUAUCCAAAGCAGUUUUUUAUAUAUUGUGUUUUUUUUUACAUUCCACAUUCACUUAGAAACAUCCGCUUUGUUUGAUUUAUAUUAUUUUAUACUUUAACUCACUUGAUCUCUUUGGAAGCAUCCCUUCACUUUUUACAUUCACAGAAUCCACAGCAAUGUUUGCACAGGCCUCAUAUGGCGAUGUGUGUAUUUAAAUGACAACGACCAACGCUAAAAAAAACAAACAUUGAUGUUAUGUUAAGUGCACUUCUGGAUCCACUGCCUCAAACACACAAGUUCCAACUAUUCAUUAAGGGAAUGUACUUGUCAAGCUGUUUUUGUUUUAAUGAAAUCUGUGUUUCAUCUGGGUAUAGGAGAAAUAAAAAUGAAUUAAACAUGA